GCUUUCGGAUUUACAAAGAAAACUGAACAGACAGAGAUCGCAACAAGUCUGAUCGCAACUAAAAGCAGACACAGGAAGGAGACAUCUGAACGCAUGUCAACGAAAUGCAGAUAUCAGGCAUUUCCUUCAUCAUCCUACUGAUUCCAAUCAGUACAGCAUAUGAGAUAAAAUGCGAGGGUGAUUCCAUUGAGCUGUCCUGCCUGGAAUCAAGCAUCAAGGACAAAGUAAACGCACUUUGGAAAAAGAGUUCGGGUGAAAGGGUUAUCUGGAACUAUUACGGAGACAGCAACAAAGGAGACUCUUUCACAAACAGGACCGUAAAGCUGAAUGAUGAUUUCUCCCUUUCCAUUGAUGGAUGUGCUCAGUCAGACCAAGGAAUAUAUAUUCUCUGCAUUAAUGGAGAACCAAGAUGUGAGAUUAAACUGCUUGUCAAAGCCUCAAAACAAUGCAAUAAACCAAAAACAACCACAGCACAAUCAACAAGCCCUACAACUCAUGAAAAGUCAAGACAAGAUGAUCUGCAAAAUGAAUCCAGUCUGCCUAAAAUUAGCAUCACGGGUGUUUGUGUCGCAACCUGUUUGCUUUCACUUGUGGUCUUGUGGGCUGUUCUGAUAAUGAUGCUGAAUGCCCCUGCCCGUGGCAUCUGUGUCACUUCAGAUGAGCUCAACCUGGCACGUGGUGUCCGGGAGACUUCUCGCUCUGCAGGCCGGGCUCAUGGAGCUGCGUCUUCAUAA
Danio aesculapii is the source of this 734-nucleotide messenger RNA. RefSeq lists its product as uncharacterized. The record is from RefSeq and is a predicted model, not a curated record. Bases 105 to 734 code for a protein of 209 amino acids. NCBI's taxonomy places the organism in Eukaryota, Metazoa, Chordata, Actinopteri, Cypriniformes, Danionidae. The transcript is spliced from 8 exons.